This is a messenger RNA of Perca flavescens (yellow perch), 4147 nucleotides long. Its product is annotated as NLR family CARD domain-containing protein 3-like. NCBI's taxonomy places the organism in Eukaryota, Metazoa, Chordata, Actinopteri, Perciformes, Percidae. Gene Ontology annotation, molecular function: protein binding. The transcript has 14 exons. The record is from RefSeq and is a predicted model, not a curated record. Bases 219 to 4076 code for a protein of 1285 amino acids.
UGGACCUGGACCUGGACAUGGACAUGGACCCAGCUGUGUGUCCUUCAAGAGUGACGACUCAAAGGAUCUUCAUUUUACUUUUAAACAAAGAUUUGACAAAAAGUACGUAGUUGUAUAUAGUGUUCAGUAUAAAAAAAUAGAAAAGAUAUAAUAAACUUCUUUCUAUCAGGAUUCAUCAGAGACCAGACUGUCCUGAACCUGGACCAAGCUGUGUGUCCAUGAAGAGUGACGGGUCUGUCACUCCUUAUAACUUCAAAGAUGGCCACUGGGUUGAUAAAAGGAGGAAUCUGAAAGAACCUGAACCCAGCUGUGUGUCCAUGAAGAGUGACUGGUCUAUGGCUCCUCCUUUAUUCUUCAAAGAUGGACGCCACUCUGUUGAUCAAAGGAGGAAUCUGAAAGAACCUGAACCCAGCUGUGUGUCCAUGAAGAGUGACUGGUCUAUGGCUCCUCCUUUAUUCUUCAAAGAUGGACGCCACUCUGUUGAUCAAAGGAGGAAUCUGAAAGAACCUGAACCCAGCUGUGUGUCCAUGAAGAGUGACUGGUCUAUGGCUCCUCCUUUAUUCUUCAAAGAUGGACACCACUCUCUUGAUCAAAGGAGGAAUCUGAAAGAACCUGAACCCAGCUGUGUGUCCAUGAAGAGUGACUGGUCUAUGGCUCCUCCUUUAUUCUUCAAAGAUGGACGCCACUCUGUUGAUCAAAGAGGAGACCAGGAGAGCUCAGAGGUUCCCAGUGGUCAGUCUGCCCAGCAGCAUCAAACAUACCUGGACUCCAUAUUUAUGAUGCUGGAGGAGGACAUUGACACUUUUGUGAAGAACGAGCUGAAGAAGAUCCAAAAGGUUCUGAGUCCAGAUAACCCAGAAUGCUUAGAGAGUAAAAGGCAGGAUGAAGAGGAGUUGGAGGGUGAGGAUGAAGAGCAGAGGAGGAGCAACAGCGAGGCAUUUCUGAAGAUCACACUGCACUUCCUGAGGAGAAUGAAGCAGGAGCCGCUGGCUGACCAUCUGCAGAGCAGAAGUACUAAUGGAGUUUGUAAGCGUAAACUCAAAUGUAAGAUGCAGAAGAAGUUCCAGUGUGUGUUUGAAGGGAUUGCUAAAGCAGGAAACUCAACCCUUCUGAAUCGGGUAUUCACAGAUAUCCACAUCACAAGGGGAGGUACUGCAGAGGUCAAUGAUGAACAUGAGGUCAGACAGAUUGAAACAGCAUCCAGGAAACCAGACAGACAAGAAACAACAAUCAGACAAGAAGACAUCUUUAAAGCCCCACCUGGAAGAGAUGAAACAAUCAGAACAGUGAUGACAAAGGGAGUGGCUGGCAUCGGGAAAACAGUCUUAACACAGAAAUUCACUCUGGACUGGGCUGAAGACAAAGCCAACCAGGACAUCCAGUUCACAUUUCCAUUCACUUUCAGAGAGCUCAAUGUGCUGAAAUUAGAAAAGUAUAGCUUGGUGGAACUUGUUGAUUACUUCUUUAGUGAAACCAAAGAAGCAGGAAUCUGCAGAUUUGAAGAGGUCGUGUUCAUCUUUGACGGUCUGGAUGAGUGUCGACUUCCUCUGGACUUCCACAACACUGAGAUCCUGACUGAUGUUACAGAGUCCACCUCAGUGGGUGUGCUGCUGACAAACCUUAUCAGGGGGACACUGCUUCCCACUGCUCGCCUCUGGAUAACCACACGACCUGCAGCAGCCAGUCAGAUCCCUCCUGAGUAUGUUGACAUGGUGACAGAGGUCAGAGGGUUCACUGACCCACAGAAGGAGCAGUACUUCAGGAAGAGAUUCGAAGAUAAGGAGGAAGCCAGCAGAAUCAUCUCCCACAUCAAGACAUCACGAAGCCUCGGGAUCAUGUGCCACAUCCCAGUCUUCUGCUGGAUCACUGCUACAGUUCUGGAGGAUGUGUUGAAGACCAGAGAGGGAGGAGAGCUGCCCAAGACCCUGACUGAGAUGUACAUCCACUUCCUGGUGGUUCAGUCCAAAGUGAAGAACAUCAAGUAUGAUGGAGGAGCUGAGACAGAUCCACACUGGAAUAAAAAGAGCAGGAAGAUGAUCAAGUCUCUGGGAAAACUGGCUUUUGAACAGCUGCAGAAAGGCAACCUGAUCUUCUAUGAAUCAGACCUGACAGAGUGUGGCAUUGAUAUAAGAGCAGCAUCAGUGUAUUCAGGAGUGUUCACACAGAUCUUUAAAGAGGAGAGAGGACUGUACCAGGGCAACGUGUUCUGCUUCGUCCAUCUGAGUGUUCAGGAGUUUCUGGCUGCUCUUCAUGUCCAUCUGACAUUCAUCAACUCUGGAGUCAACCUACUGACAGAUGGACAUACAACAUCCUGGCUAUCUAAAAUCUUCAGAAACAAAACAAGUUUCUACCAGAGUGCUGUGGACAAGGCCUUACAGAGUCCAAAUGGACACCUGGACUUGUUCCUCCGCUUCCUCCUGGGUCUUUCACUGCAGACCAAUCAGACUCUCUUACGAGGUCUGCUGACACAGACAGGAAGUGAAUCACAGACCAAUCAGAAAACAGUUGAGUACAUCAAGAAGAAGAUCAGUGAGAAUCUGUCUGCAGAGAGAAGCAUCAAUCUGUUCCACUGUCUGAAUGAACUGAAUGAUCGUUCUCUAGUGGAGCAGAUCCAACAGUCCCUGAUGUCAGGAAGUCUCGCCACAGAUAAACUGUCUCCUGCUCAGUGGUCAGCUCUGGUCUUCAUCUUACUGUCAUCAGAAAAAGAUCUGGAUGUGUUUGACCUGAAGAAAUACUCUGCUUCAGAGGAGGCUCUUCUGAGGCUGCUGCCAGUGGUCAAAGCCUCCACCAAAGCUCUGUUAAGUGGCUGUAACCUGUCAGAGAGAAGCUGUGAAGAUCUGUCCUCAGUUCUCAGCUCCCAGUCCUCUAGUCUAAGAGAGCUGGACCUGAGUAACAACGACCUGCAGGAUUCAGGAGUGGAGCUGGUUUCUUCUGGAUUAAAGACUCCACACUGUAGACUGGAAUCGCUCAGGUUGAGUGGCUGUAACCUGUCAGAGAGAAGCUGUGGAGCUCUGUCUUCAGUUCUCAGCUCCCAGUCCUCUAGUCUGAGAGAGCUGGACCUGAGUAACAACGAGCUGCAGGAUUCAGGAGUCAAGCUGGUGUCUACUGGACUAAAGAGUCCGCACUGCAGACUAAAAACUCUCAGUUUGAGUGACUGUAACCUGUCAGAGAAAAGCUGUGGAGCUCUGUCCUCAGUUCUCAGCUCCCAGUGCUCUAGUCUGAGAGAGCUGGACCUGAGUGACAACGACCUGCAGGAUUCAGGAGUGGAGCUGGUGUCCACUGGACUAGAGAGUCCACAUUGCAGAGUGGAAACUCUUAGUCUGUCAGGCUGUCUGGUCUCAGAGGAAGGCUGUACUUCUCUGGCCUCAGCUCUUAGCUCCAACCGCUCCCAUAUGAGAGUUCUGGACCUGAGCUACAAUCAUCCAGGAGACUCAGGAGUGAAGCUGCUGUCAGCUGGACUUAAUGAUCCAAACUGGAGACUGGACACUCUCAGGAUGGACCAUGGUGGACCACAAAGACUGAGACCUGGUGUGAGGAAGUAUGUCUGUGAACUGGAACUGGACACAAACACAGUAUAUAAACACCUCAAACUGUCUUAUAACAACAGGAAGGUGACAUAUGUGGAGGAGAAUCACUCAUAUCCUGUUCAUCCAGACAGAUUUGACUCCUGUCCUCAGCUGCUGUGUAGAGAUGGUCUGACUGGUCGCGGUUACUGGGAGGUCGAGAGGAGAGGAUGGGUUCAUAUAUCAGUGAGUUACAGAGGAAUCACAAGGAGAGGAAACAGUUAUGACUGUUGGUUUGGAGGGAAUGAUCAGUCCUGGAGUCUGAUCUGCUCUGAUGUUGGUUACUCUGUCUGUCACAAUACGAUAAGAACAGACCUCACUUCCUCCUCGGUCUCUAACAGAGUAGCAGUGUAUGUGGACUGUCCUGCUGGCACUCUGUCCUUCUACACAGUCUCUUCUGACUCAUUGAUCCACCUCCACACCUUCAACACCACAUUCACUGAACCUCUUUAUCCUGGGUUUAGGCUCUGCUCUGGUUCCUCAGUGUCUCUGUGUCCUCUGCAGGCACUGUAGAACACUAGGGUGACAAAAGUGACAAAAACUUUGAAAACUUUGAAGACAACAAACUUUGAAAAAAAGUGAGA